Molecule: messenger RNA, 6850 nt
Organism: Nicotiana tabacum (common tobacco)
Lineage: Eukaryota; Viridiplantae; Streptophyta; Magnoliopsida; Solanales; Solanaceae
Product: mediator of RNA polymerase II transcription subunit 13
Biological process (GO): positive regulation of transcription by RNA polymerase II
Cellular component (GO): mediator complex
Molecular function (GO): transcription coactivator activity
Source: RefSeq, a predicted model, not a curated record
AUUUUACAUUACCCCUCCUCCCAUCUCAACCUCUCUCUUUCCUUCUCCAAGAAAUCACAAAUCUCAAGCAAGUAGGAGGGGUCUCACCACUUGGGUAAUCGUUUGAAAGCAAAUCCUUUACUCUCGACGAUUUUGACUAAGGUAAUUGAGACACAAAAUCUACUUUUUCCCCCUUUUCGAUUUCAAAGCAAGAACACCUGCUUUCUGUUCUUUGCUUUUCUUCUGCCGAAGGCUGACCCAAAAUCCAUCCUCGAAGAUUUUAUAUGACUGUGGAUGAAAACUCUAGAGCCUUUCAAAAUCUCGCUCAAAGACUCAAGCCCUAGAUUUUCUAUUAUCAAUACUUGCAUCUCAGACUACUUUGUUCAGAGCCGCCACCACUGUUCAAAAUAUACACAAAGUUCUGGACCACGCUACUGUAGUUUCUCGUUUGAUUACUUUCUUUUAAGGCAGCAAGUUUUACUCCGAACUUCUUCCAUUUAGUUCGAAUCCGUAGAAAAAGGAGUAGAUCCGAAGCCGUCGAAGCCCCGUUUCGCUGCUCCAAAAUUGAAGGAACUGCAGCCCCUUUGUUGUGCAAGGAAAUGCUUCAUGCCUUCGAUACACGUCAUAUACCCUAAGAUCCAAAUUCCAGAGAACUACACGUGUUUACUUCAGCGGGCUUCAAAAUUAUCUAAUAAUGUGGACAAAUGUGUUCAAGAUCGGUGGCUUACAUCAGAUAUCUUGGUUUCAGUUUCUUCCUCAUGAAUCUGAUGUCAGCUCUCUGGUGGACAAAAGUGUGAAGCUGGAUAAGAAAGACGCUGCUACAUGGCUCGUGCUCUCAUCGCAUCUGCAAUUGCAGAAGGAAGGAUUUCUCAGCACGUGGACCAAUUCCUUUGUUGGACCUUGGGACCCAUCUCAGGGUCUUCACAACCCUGAUGAGAAGAUCAAGCUCUGGCUUUUUUCCCCUGGGCAGCAUUCAUCUGUUGUUGAAAAGGCACAGUCAGCUGUAUCCAAAUUAAGAGUUUUGGCAUCUGGUCUCUGGGUGGCUCCUGGAGAUUCAGAAGAGGUUGCUGCUGCGCUAUCUCAGGCCUUAAGGAAUUGCAUGGAAAGAAAACUAAGAGGACUUUCAUAUGUGAGAUAUGGAGAUGUAUUUACAAAACACCAUCCAUUUUCACAGAAUGAAGAGUUGUUCAGGAAGGGACAGCCAGUGGUUGAGUUCAUAUUUUCUGCUACGGAAGAGGCUAUCUUUGUCCACGUUAUAAUAUCUGCAAAGCUUAUACGAGCACUUUCAAGUGGUGACAUUGAUAAAAUAUCAGAGGAUACAUCUAAUGUCUCUGGUGAGAGGCUUCCAGUUAUUGUCUCACCUCAUGGAAUGCGUGGGAGGCUCACUGGAUGUUGCCCUGCUGAUCUUGUGAAGCAAGUGUAUCUUAGUUCCUGCAAGUUUAGUGCUUCAAACGGUAUUGUUGGGCUACCAUGCAAUGUUUCUCGAUCUGGUUAUCAGCUCAAGGGACAGAAUUGCUAUGUUGAAGUUAGCCUUGGCUGCACUACGCCAGGAAACAACAAUAUAAAAGAAAGUUCAAGAAUGCUUAUUUACCCUCCUGAGGCUAUUCUUGUUCCAGUGGUGCAAACAGCAUGUGCUAGAUCUUCUCUAAAAAGAUUCUGGCUGCAGAACUGGAUUGGGCCCUCAUUGUCCUUUACAUCCUCCUUUAUGCAUUGUUUUGAUUUUAGUAGUGAUGCCAAAGUCAAUUCGACAGAUGGAUCUUGGCUUGAUGCAAACAUCAUGCGCUCAAAUCGGCAGUAUAACAGUAGUAGUAAUAGCAAUAGUAGUAGUGUUAGCAGCGUAAGUACCUCUUCUAGUGAUAGUGAUUACAAGACCUCAGGAGCUGGCGAUCUUGAAGCAGAUGCCGAUUCUUUGAUGUGUAGACCGUCUGGAUUAUCUUCUGUGGAUCAGUCUCGAAAUGACAAUCUUAAAACGGGCUUUAAGAGGUCACGAACUGGGAUUUCAGAGUCAUUUAGUCAGGCAGGAGCAGUGAUAAAUCCAUCAACAAGUGACUAUGCCUCAAUGGAAGUUAAUAAUUCUGCAAUAACUGGAGGAAAUGAUCAGAUUGGGCUUCAGUGGGGUUGGGAUGAUGAUGAUAGAGGUGUAGGCAUGGAUAUUCAGGCACUUCUAUCUGAGUUUGGAGAUUUUGGUGACUUCUUUGAGAAUGACGUUUUGCCGUUUGGAGAGCCUCCAGGAACUGCAGAGUCUCAGGCUCUUAUGUAUCCUGCAGCAGAUAGUGCAGAUGUUGGUAGCAGCCCCUGUCCUUCGAUGAUGGAUGUCAAAGAUCAGAUGCUUUUGCCAGUAGGUUUUCCAUCAUUUGAUAGCUUUAAUCAACCACCACCGCCAGCAAGUCUGGAUGAUUCACUGAGCAAACAUCAAGAAGUUAUAAAAAGCACUGCAGUUGCUUAUCAAGUAAACAAUUCUUCAGCAGCUAUUGCUGGUGAAUUCGAUCACUUAAUUAAAGCUGAAGCUCUGAUGACUUUUGCUCCAGAGUAUGGAGCAGUUGAAACCCCUACAGGUGAGAAGUCCCAUUUGAUUUUCAGGAAUCCCUAUCUCCCGAAGUCCCGGGAAGUGGAUACUUCAAAUUCAAGCUCAGAUAGCUAUGUCUACUCUGCAACCCCACCUUUAUCGCCUUACUUUGACGCAUGUGAGGAGAAGUCUGGUGUCACUGUAAACCUCAAAACAGGUUCUGGAAGGCGUGAUACAAGCUCCAUUAUUCAAUCAAAGAGAUAUUACACUCAUAUUGAAAGUGGAAAAGAGAAAAAUGACGGCAAGUUGUCUGGUUCUGACCAUAGUUGCGCUACACGUGAGGCUCAAGUAGAACAGUCUCCAUUUUAUGGUUUCAAUUCAACAAAUUCUGUUAAAUCUAUCCACAAUAAAACCGAGAAAGCCAAUGAAGCGUUACUAAAAGCAGACAGCUUUGGUCAAUCAAUGAAAACUGUGCUAGCAACAGAAGUUGAAUGCCUUAUGUGCCAGGCAUUUAUGUGUAAGAUUCGGCAUACGUUAUUGUCUUCAAGCAGCUACCUUCCUGUUGGCGCGAGCAGGAUGUCAGGGAGUACCAUUAUAAACCAGCCACAAGGUGAAGCAGUGGUUACAGUGGACAAUAUGUCAAGCAAAUCCGAGAUGAAAAAGAAAGAAAUAAUACCAGUUAGGAUAGCAGGUGAUAUUGAUGGAGGAUUACUGGAUGGGACCCUUAAUGCACAAGUUGGUGUGUGGCGCUCUGUUGGAGUUUCUAAGGGCAUGAAACAACCAUCAUCUGCUUUAGAAGCUUGCCACUCUGUUCAGCAUAAUUCUUUCAUUGAGGAAAGUAUGCUAGCUUAUGGGCUACGGCAACCGCUUCAGGAACUCCUUGACGGGGUGGCUUUACUUGUGCAGCAAGCUACAUCUCUUGUUGAUGUUGCACUAGAUGCUGAUAAUAAUGAUGGUCCUUAUGGUUGGCUCACACUGCAGGAGCAGUGGAGGCGUGGCUUUUCAUGUGGACCAUCCAUGGUUCAUGCAGGUUGUGGGGGAGUAUUGGCUUCCUGUCAUUCGCUGGAUAUUGCUGGCGUGGAGCUUAUUGAUCCACUUUCAGCUGAUGUUCAGGCAUCAUUUGCCCUCACUCUGCUGCAGAAUGAUAUAAAAACAGCUAUGAAAUCUGCUUUUGGUACUAUGGAAGGUCCUUUAUCUGUUGUUGAUUGGUGCAAAGGUCGCAGUCAAUCAAAUGAUGGGGGAAUAUCUGGUGAUGGUUUUUCUGCAGAGUCCACUGCAAGUGCAAGUGAAUGUCGAGAUUCUUCAAGUACCAUAUCGUUUUCUGUUGGAGAACCUAUAAGUCCAUCUCAGUCCUCCGCUGGUGGAUCUAGUUUGAAAGAUGGAAUUAGGGUGGAUGAGGCAAGUGAACGCAGAUUAAGCCAAGACACUUGCCUAUCAGAGUCAGAGCAGCUACCAGGCUCAAGGCUUAGGCCAACAUUGUCUGCAGUACCGUAUCCUGCUAUACUUGUUGGAUACCAAGAUGAUUGGCUUAAGACAUCACCUAGUUCUCUUCAGCUCUGGGAAAAGGCACCUUUUGAGCCCUAUGCAAUGCCCAAGCAUAUGUCAUAUUACGUUGUCUGCCCAGACAUCAAUGCUCUAACAACAGCUGCAACUGAUUUUUUCCAACAGCUUGGAACUGUUUAUGAGACAUGCAAACUGGGAACUCAUUCACCUCAAUGUAUGGGAAAUGAGAUGGAGAUAGACUCCGGGAAGAAUGUAUCUUCUGGUUUUGUUCUGAUUGAUUGCCCUCAGUCAAUGAAGAUAGACAGCAGUAGCACAUCUAUGCUGGGAUCAAUCAGUGAUUAUUUCCUAUCCCUCUCCAAUGGCUGGGAUUUAGAAAGCUAUUUGAAGUCUCUCUCAAAAGUUCUCAGGAAUUUAAAGCUUAGUUCAUGCAUGACUAUGAAUCCAAAAGAAGGAAGUACUGGUCCGUGUACAGUGAUAUACGUGGUUUGCCCUUUCCCUGAGCCUCUUGCGGUCCUACAGACGGUGGUUGAAUCUUCUAUUGCUGUUGGAUCAGUGGUUCUUUCUUCAGACAAAGAGAGGCGAUCUACACUGCAGAAUCAAGUCGGGAAGGCCUUAAGUUACUCAGCAGCAGUGGAUGAGUCACUCUCAAAUGUUUUAACUCUUUCAGGAUUUUGUAUUCCUAAGUUGGUAUUGCAGAUUGUAACUGUUGAUGCAAUUUUUAGGGUUACAAGUCCUGCUCUGAGUGAGCUUCUCGUCCUAAAGGAAAUUGCUUUCACAGUUUAUAACAAAGCCCGCAGAAUAUCUCGAGGGUCCUCCAGUGACAUGGUUCAGUCAUCAUCCAUGUCUGGUAGAUCUCAUCCGGUCUUGAUGCAAAUGACUUCCCCAGUUCCAGGUAUGUGGAAGGACUGUGUUGGUCCUCGAAGCAUAGGAACUUCCCUUCAAAGAGAGGCUGAACUUGAUGCUAGCCUAAGGUCUGGUAGUUGGGACAACUGGCAAAUAUCAAGAGGGGGAAGUCUGGGAUGUGAUCCAAACAGAAUUGGGGAUUUUUCUUUUCAAGAUGAAGUUCGUUAUUUGUUUGAGCCCCUUUACAUUCUUGCUGAACCAGGUUCAUUGGAUCGUGGACUUUCAUUUCCUAUGUCGGGUAAUCUAAUGGCUGAAUCUUCAAAGCUUUUGUUAGAUGAUGGUACAAGUGGAAAUUUUAUGCAGAGUUCAGCUUCUUCAGGUGGCGGAGACACUGGACCAAACACACAGUCUGAAACAUCUGAACCAGAUGGCUUUGGUUCUGCACAUCAAAAGUCACUUCCAAGCCUGCAUUGUUGUUAUGGAUGGACUGAGGAUUGGCGCUGGCUGGUUUGUAUAUGGACAGAUUCCAGGGGAGAAUUGCUUGAUAAUUAUAUAUAUCCAUUUGGAGGAAUUAGUAGUAGGCAGGAUACGAAAGGUCUGCAAUCCUUGUUUGUGCAAAUUCUGCAGCAAGGAUGCCAGAUACUUCAGGCAUGUCCUCCUGAGGCUGCCAAUGCCAAGCCUAGGGAUUUUGUUAUUGCACGUAUUGGAAGCUUCUUUGAGCUCGAAUGCCAGGAAUGGCAGAAAGCCUUGUAUGCAAUUGGGGGAUCUGAGGUGAAGAAAUGGUCUCUGCAGCUAAGACGCUCCGUGCCUGAUGGAAUGUCGGCAAGUAGUAAUGGGACAUCCUUGCAGCAACAGGAAAUAGGUCUGAUUCAGGAAAGAGCACUUCCUUCCUCCCCUAGUCCAUUGUACAGUCCUCACUCAAAGGUUUCCUCUUUCAUGAAAGGUGGCAUGGGGCAACCAUCCACAAGGAAGCAGUUAAUUGGUGGACAGGGUAUGGUGGACAACUCGAGGGGCUUACUUCAAUGGGUGCAAAGCAUUAGUUUUGUCUCUGUUUCAAUUGAUCAUUCCUUACAGCUUAUGUUCCAAGCGGAUAUAGUGAGUCAUGGGACAAGUCAAAGUAGUGGCGUUCUGAGUCAGCCAGGUUAUCUUGAAGGUUAUACUCCAGUGAAGUCCCUUGGUUCUACAUCCAACUCCUAUAUUCUAAUCCCGUCACCGAAUAUGCGAUUCCUACCUCCUGUUGGUCUUCAGCUUCACACUUGCCUAACUGCUGAAUCACCACCACUCGCCCAUCUUCUCCACAGCAAGGGCUGUGCUAUCCCUCUUUCAACUGGUUUUGUGGUUUCAAAAGCAGUACCUACAAUGAGGAGAGAUGCAAGGAGCAUCUCUAAAGAGGAAUGGCCCUCAGUUCUUUCUGUCAGCCUCGUUGAUUACUAUGGUGGCAGCAACAUCAUCCAGGAAAAAUUCUUUAAGGGUGUCGGCAAGGUUGGGGGAAGGGGUACCAGCUCAGAAACAAGAGACGUUGAAAUAGAGACUCACUUGAUUCUCGAGAACAUAGCUGCAGAGCUCCAUGCUUUAUCAUGGAUGACUGUAAGUCCAGCAUACUUGGAGAGAAGAUCUGCUUUGCCUUUUCAUUGUGACAUGGUAUUAAGGCUUCGAAGGCUCCUUCACUUUGCUGAUAAGGAAGUUUCUCGGCAACCUGAGAAAACCCAAGUUUAGGAUACAUGAAAAUUUGCAGCAUAUGCACAGAACUUAUUGAAGCCGUCCAUCUUGUAAGCUUGUAUGUUUGUUUCAAUGUAGAAAUGAUUGUAAAAAUGAAAUGCAUAUAGUACUAGUUUACUUGUUAGAAGACAUUCUUUUCGAAGAGUGUAACCUUAGGAGAAGUUACUAGUUGUAGGAUAGUAGAUUGUUGAUUUUGUACAUGAUAUUGUGUAACUUUCAUAGGGAUCCGAAGAGAGUUAGAGUACACAAUUCUUUUGGCCUUAAAAUUCUUUUCAAAUGAUUGAGUUCUCAUUAUCUUAA